This is a messenger RNA of Plectropomus leopardus (leopard coralgrouper), 1058 nucleotides long. Its product is annotated as glycine cleavage system H protein, mitochondrial-like. Lineage: Eukaryota; Metazoa; Chordata; Actinopteri; Perciformes; Serranidae. The record is from RefSeq and is a predicted model, not a curated record. Gene Ontology annotation, cellular component: glycine cleavage complex; mitochondrion; cytoplasm. Gene Ontology annotation, biological process: glycine decarboxylation via glycine cleavage system; protein lipoylation.
CCAAUAUCCACGAAGAAGAACUCGACCCAUGCCCUCAUAAGAAAGCGACAAAGAUGGCCGCCUGUGGGCUACUCCGCUCCUUCUCCUCCAACUUUUUCACAGUUUUGCCUUUAAUCAGCCGCUCGGCGACACUUCCAACCUCGCGGCUGGCAUCUAACCCUUAUUUUGGAAGAACACUAGCAACCUCUAGUCGAUUAAGUGCAGCGCUUAAAUUCACAGAUAAACACGAAUGGAUCCGGGUAGAAGACGACGGAACUGGGACUGUCGGAAUCAGCAAGUUUGCGCAGGAGGCUCUGGGAGAUGUAGUUUACUGUGGACUGCCAGAGGUGGGAACACAGCUGGCUCAGCAAGAUGAGUUUGGAGCUCUGGAAAGUGUGAAGGCUGCCAGUGAACUGUAUUCCCCCUUGACUGGAGAAGUUGUAGCGGUCAAUACACUACUGGCAGACAACCCGGGUCUGGUCAACAAAUCUUGCUACAAAGAUGGUUGGCUGAUGAAGAUGACCAUUGGCAACCCUGCAGAGCUUGACGCUCUAAUGGACGAAGCAGCCUAUGAGAGAUACAUCCGCUCCAUCGAGGACUAACCCAACACCUCCUAAUAAGUACUAUGCUCCCUCUAUCCUUUUCAAACUCCGCUGGCAGGGAAAUCCACAAGUUGUGCCUGUGUCAGCUACAACGCUAUACUUAGCACCCACCAGUGGAGCCCAAGAGCUCCAGAUUGCUGACCUGCCAGUGUUGUAGAGCUGUGAACAUUAGGAAUCCUUUAUCUACUGUUUAAGACUGACUGUAGGGGACCUGUCAAUCUGCACUGACUUAAUAUUCACUGUUGAGUUGCUGCAGCCUCAAAUCGCUGAGCAGAAGAGACUGAGAUGCAAUAGAACAGAUUACACAUUUCAGUCAGAGGAAAACUUGAAUUUCUGUUGUAGAACUUUGUUAGACCUAAAAAGCACUUUGAUCUUCAUGGUAUUAAUGAUAAUGUUGGUCUGCACUGCAUGUAUGAUGGAUAAACUGUAGACAUGGGCUCAGUGAAUUAGAGAAUAAACAUUUCCUUUGACACUGUG